This is a messenger RNA of Aspergillus vadensis CBS 113365, 1347 nucleotides long. RefSeq lists its product as uncharacterized. Lineage: Eukaryota; Fungi; Ascomycota; Eurotiomycetes; Eurotiales; Aspergillaceae. The coding region runs from base 1 to 1347 and encodes 448 amino acids. The record is from RefSeq and is a predicted model, not a curated record. The transcript has a single exon.
AUGGAGAGAUCUCCGUUGGGACAGCUGGGCAAGCUGCCCUACGAAAUCCGACUGGAGAUCUACGAGAAACUUUUUGCAAAGAAGACACCCCUGACGAUUCUUCGCUGCUCACGAGCAAUCCACGGAGAAAUAACCAAACGCCUCUAUGACACACUCAACAUACAUCUAACUCCGGUGUUCAACGACCCCUGGAUCGAGGUUCGCUGCAAACGAUUGCGAUUGCGAUGGACCAUACCCAAUCAUUCCUGGAUUGCCCAGGCUCGAUUCUCAUGUAUAUCAUACCACAAGGUGAACCUGGUGAUUCAUAUCUACGCACCCGACCCACGCAACCCUGGCCAAAUAGCUCUGCUCUGGCAAAAGGUUCAAUACUUGGUGUAUAUUCUUCAGAACCGUGCUGUUGCUUCCAUAGUUAUUCGAUUGCGAGAGCAUCAAGGUCGCGACUGGCAAGAGGAAGGUCACGUGGUGGAGAGCAUCCCUUAUCCAAACAAACGUCGUCCUGAUCAUCACAUUGUUUUCCUGCCCUUCUGUCGCUUAUUCAAUGUUGGUGCCUUCUGGGUGCUUCCAGAUACUCGGCGCAUGGACCGUGUCACAGACUGGGGUCUGAUAAACUAUGGUCGGGACUUCAUCCUGAACAAUGGUUACCGGAACUAUAACGAUGGUCCUCUCAGCCAGGACCGGCAGUACCGGGAUAUUGUCCGAGACUUUGAUAAUAUUGACGCCCUGAUUCGAGAUACCGACUUUUUCCUAGAAACACGCCUGGACACUAUGCGUGGUAAUACCGCAGCAAUGCUUCGCCUUGAUCGAGUCGCCCACUGGCCUCUGGCAAUAACCGUCGACUCGUCAUCCAGGCUCGAAAGUAGCUUGUUAGAUAUUCGACAGUACUCAGGCUCAGUAAACCUUCACGAUCCCGGUCUGAACAGUCAUAGCCUCCGUAUGUGCGCGUUCUAUAACAUGUACGAAAUUUCUUGCGCCAUAUUAGACAGGGAUUCAUGGGAAGAAUGGCUUUCAUGUUUCCCUGAAGGUCUCGAUCCCCAUGAUCAGGACAGUAUCGAUACUCAGACCCAAAUGAUCAUGGACAAUCCCGAAAGGAAUGACAUCUGGGAUUCCGAAAGGGCAGAUCGGGAGUACGAAACCAAUAUUGAGAACUAUUUGGAGCGUAAUUGGAAUGGUUCUCCUGCAUGGCGUUACCCCAGCUUUGAAAAGGACUGGUGUACCGAUUGCCGACGGAUAGGAUAUCGGACUGGGUGUGACCAAGACUGCGAGCUGAUGGAUGGUCCUUACUAUGGAAUGUAUUGGGAUAUUGACAAAGUUUUUGCUGCUGGUUUUACGGAUUCUGAUAUUUGUUAA